AUGGGCAAAGGAGAGAAAUUAGAUUACCAGAAUAUCUUCCAUUGGGCGGAGACUCAAAAGAAUGGCGAUAUCCCUUCCUUCGCAGUUCGAAAAAAUGACCCGUACAAGUACCAAGCUGGAUUCAAUAACCACUUCGAGUCGGAAGCGAUCCCUGGAACCAUUCCCCAUGGACAGAAUUCUCCGCGUACUGUCCGAUGGGGCCUUUAUGCCGAGCAGAUGACCGCCAGUGCAUUCGUUGCCCCCCGGCAUUUGAACAAAAAGUCUUGGUUAUACCGCGUCAAACCAGCCAUUGCACACGACGGAUUCAGCGAUCUCCCAGACAAUCCAGACACGGAAUCCUGCUUCCUUCCAAUUAACCCCAAAGUGCACGUUUGUGCUACCCAGCUAGCCUGGCUUCCCCUCGAUAUCCCUAAAGACGGCAAAGUCGAUUUCAUUGACGGCCUGAAAACACUUGCCGGCAGCGGAGAACCUACCCUCCGAGAGGGUAUUGCGAUCCAUAUGUAUAUGUCUAACGCCUCGAUGGCCAACAGAGCAUUUGUCAACUCUGACGGCGAUUUUCUAAUCUGCCCACAGCAAGGUUCUUUAGACAUUACAACUGAGUUUGGAAAACUAUUUGUACAGCCUGGCGAGAUAUGUAUUGUCCAAAGAGGCCAGAAAUUUUCCGUGGACUUGCCCGACGGACCAUCCAGAGGUUAUGUCCAGGAAAUCUGGGGGGCCAACUAUGAGCUCCCAGAACUGGGACCAUUAGGAGCCAACGGUCUGGCUAAUCCGCGCGAUUUCUUACAUCCCGUAGCCAACUUUGUUGUCAAAGACGAACCGUGGAAGGUAGUUUACAAGCUUGGUGGGAAAUUCUUCGAGUGUGCACAGGACCAUAACCCGUACAAUGUCGUGGCGUGGCAUGGAAAUUAUGUUCCGUACAAAUACGACCUGACCAAGUUCGUCAAUGUCGGCAGUAUUUCGGUUGAUCACAUUGAUCCCUCGAUAUUUUGUGUCCUCACGGCUAGGUCGCGUGACCCAGCGGCGCCACUUGCGGAUUUCCUUAUCUUUUCGCCUAGAUGGGAUGUUGCCUCGCACACAUACCGUCCACCAUAUUUCCAUCGCAACGUCGCCUCUGAAUUCAUGGGUUUGUUGUAUGGUGAAUAUGGUGGGAGGUCCGAUGCAUUCCAGCCCGGUGGAUGCUCUUUUGAAUGUGGAAUGGUCCCACAUGGUGUUGCAUAUGAAGAAUACCAUGCUGCGUCGUCGCAACCGCCACCAGAGAUCCAAAUUUCGCCCGGAUCCAUUGCCUUCAUGUUUGAGUCCUCCCGAGCGUUUACUAUCACAGACUUUGCCUGGAAGAGUGACAAGCUCCAUAAGCAUGAUCCCACAAUGUGGAAAUUUGAGGAUAACUUGAGCAAGCAUAAAGCAGAGAUCGAGAAGAUUCUGCAGGCGAACAGGGAAACCGAAAGUGCAAACGGUGUCAACGGACACUAG
Molecule: messenger RNA, 1470 nt
Organism: Orbilia oligospora ATCC 24927
Lineage: Eukaryota; Fungi; Ascomycota; Orbiliomycetes; Orbiliales; Orbiliaceae
Exons: 5
Coding region: 1-1470 (489 amino acids)
Biological process (GO): L-phenylalanine catabolic process
Cellular component (GO): cytoplasm
Molecular function (GO): homogentisate 1,2-dioxygenase activity
Source: RefSeq, a predicted model, not a curated record